AAAAGAUUUCCAAUAGAAAGAAAGCUAGUAAAAAUUAAAAACUAAAGUUGGUCUUUAAAGGUUUAUAUUUUUCUUAUAUAUAUAUACAUGGGUAUCUGUCCUUGAAAUCCAUAAAGUAGUUCAGAGUAAAGAAGGGCAAGUAGAACUUGAGGAUAGAAAACAGCUUGAAAAUGGCUCUGGGCUUCCCUAGUGCAAUGUGUAUCAUGUUCUUUGUUGCAAUGGGGUUGUGCAGUGCAAUGAAAAUGAGCACUGAUGAGGAUGUGUAUGUGGAUGUUGAUGUUGGGGUUACAUUGGCAACAUCACCAUCUUCAACUGCAAAAUCUCCAGCUGGUGCUCCUACUCCUUCCCCCUCACCAUCACCAUUACUGUCACUAGCACCAUCACCUGCAAAGCCAAAGCCAAAACACAAAGCCAAGAAGUCACCUGCACCUUCCCCUUCUCCUACCCCUUCUACCUCUCCCUCUCCUUCUCCAUCAGAUUCAUCCACUCUGAUUAAACCCAACUCCAGCGAGGGAAUGAAGAGCUUCAUAGUGGGCUUCUGGAGCAACUUGGUUGGAACUGCAUUUUUCCUGUUUUUCUUGGCCAUGGCGUAGAUCUGCAUUUGGAGAGUGUACUUCAUUAGUUUCUUUUAUGUAUUAUUAUUGUUGAAGAGUGGUCAUGGCGAGUUAUUAUUAUUCAUAAUAACAGUUUCCAUUGUACGUUUGAGUGUUGUAUAAUCCAAAAUUUUCUGUACGUUUGAAUAAUAAAAAGUUUGGAGGGGCCAUUUUCAUUUUA
This is a messenger RNA of Cryptomeria japonica (Japanese cedar), 774 nucleotides long. Its product is annotated as early nodulin-20. The coding region runs from base 171 to 593 and encodes 140 amino acids. NCBI's taxonomy places the organism in Eukaryota, Viridiplantae, Streptophyta, Pinopsida, Cupressales, Cupressaceae. The transcript has 3 exons. The record is from RefSeq and is a predicted model, not a curated record.